This is a messenger RNA of Dacryopinax primogenitus, 1570 nucleotides long. Its product is annotated as P-loop containing nucleoside triphosphate hydrolase protein. The transcript has 12 exons. The record is from RefSeq and is a predicted model, not a curated record. Gene Ontology annotation, molecular function: ATP hydrolysis activity; ATP binding. Gene Ontology annotation, cellular component: cytosol; peroxisomal membrane. Bases 80 to 1570 code for a protein of 496 amino acids. NCBI's taxonomy places the organism in Eukaryota, Fungi, Basidiomycota, Dacrymycetes, Dacrymycetales, Dacrymycetaceae. Gene Ontology annotation, biological process: protein import into peroxisome matrix.
CCAAAAUCCACUGUGCAGUUUACGAGGCAUCUUUGAACCUCCCUCUCUCUAUUGGGCUCCUUCAACGAGUUCUCUUACAAUGGUCACUGGUACGAUCCCUCCAGCUCAUGCAGCUUUCCCUAUCCCGAAGGAGUUGGAGGAUGCAUUCAUCAAGAUCUCCUUCGAGGAGAUCAAGAGCUCCCCAGCGAACAAUGCUGCGGGAAAUGAUCCUAUGUACCCUGCGUUCGUCUUCAAUUCGUCGGAAAGACGCUCUGGAACUGAGAUUUGGGCAUACGAGGAACUCCGCCGGAUCUAUCCCCGUCACACCAUCGUCCCUUCCGCGCAUAUAAACAUCCUUGGAUAUCCUCACGCGAUGUUCCGGCCCCUCAAUCCCGACCAGAUGAUUACAAACACGUUCUUUGUCCCACUUGCCAGACGUGCUUCUGAUACACCAGGUAUCGUAAUGGAGCAGGUCACAUAUGGGACUUUCAUGGUUGCGUGGGAUAAAUAUGAGUUUAUCUUGCACAUUCUUACGUUCACUAUUCCAAUGUUCGGCUACGUGACGUACAAUUACCUCCUCCACGAUGGUCCCCCAGAGCCGUGCCGUCGGCUUAUCCUCGAAGCCGGCUUGUUUCAGCAAGCCCUGCAUAACGAGAUCUAUGUCUACAACCAAGGGUACUGGCACAAAGAUGUGGAGCUCUGGUACGAGAUCCAGAAGGCCGAUUGGAAUGACAUCAUUAUGAAGCCGGAAUAUAAGGAUGAAGUGAAGAAGGACGUGUAUGGCUUCUUUGAUUCUGAGCAGAUCUACAAAGAGCUUGGAAUUGCAUGGAAGCGCGGCAUGAUCAUGUGGGGACCGCCCGGGAAUGGAAAGACUAUCACUGUCAAGGCCAUAAUGAAGGACUGCGAUGCGAAAGGAUUUGCGCCGCUAUACGUCAAGUCGUUCCAACAUUACGCUGGGGAGGAGGCUGCCAUGCAAGCGGUCUUUGACAAAGCACGCCAAAUGGCUCCCUGUGUUCUGAUAUUCGAGGAUCUGGAUGCCUUGAUCAAUGAUCGCAAUCGGUCCUUCUUUCUAAACCAGAUGGACGGGAUCUCCAACAAUGACGGGUUGCUGUGCAUUGGUACGACCAACCAUUAUGAUCGAUUGGACCCCGGUCUGUCCGAACGUCCCAGCCGCUUCGACCGAAAAUACUUGUUCGACAAUCCCGACUGGGAAGAACGCAAACUCUAUUCCAAGUAUUGGCAGCACAAGCUUGCGACCAACAAGAAAAUCUCCUUCCCUGACCCGCUUGUAGAUGACAUUGCAAGUAGGACAGCAGACUUCAGCUUUGCCUACCUCAAGGAGGCAUUCGUGGCCGCCCUCGUCGUCCUGGCGAAUGGACCAGAGAACUCCAAAGACUUUGCCACAACCAUUCGCGAGACGAUCCAGUCCCUUCGUAAACAGAUUGAGAAAGGCCGCCCAGCUCUUUGGUCCCGAGCAGGAGCAGAUGGACCCAAGGUCAUCAUUCAUGGUACCGGCACUAUCCCUAAGCCAGAGUCAAACUACCUCGAAGCUGCUCGGGCGGCGCACGAGCUCGGCCGUCGCUACUUCUGA